AUGGUUUGGCAUUGUGCGUAUUGUACUAACUGGGUGAAGAGAAAGAUAACAUAGCGAUGAACAGUUGACUUAUGACGCUAAUUCAUAAUACACAUGUGAUUGGAAUCAUGAUUGGAAAUAGAUGUUGCCUUCGCUGUGCAUGAUUUGACUUGUAGGGAUCUGGAGGAGUGACCCCACUAAAUCCUCUCUCUUUUUAUCCACCACACAGAUCUUGGUAUCGCCUAAUCUUUCUAGCGACCGAGAAGAAGUAUGGAGUCUAGGUUGCAAUUGCAUAGUGUGGUUUUGUUAGGUUUGCUUGCGACGUUUCUGGUUACGACCCAUGGCCAAGGAGACGGGGCUGGGCUAAAUGGAGAAGAAAUGUGGCCAGUGGAGGUAGGAAUGGAGUACAGAGUGUGGAGGAGAAAGCUGUUGACGCCAUUGGAGUUGUGCUUGGAGUGCAAAUGCUGUUCCUCCACCACUUGUGCCACCAUGCCUUGCUGUUUCGGCAUCAAUUGCCAACUUCCCAAUAAGCCCUUUGGCGUUUGCGCCUUUGUUCCCAAGUCAUGCCAUUGUACUUCCUGCUCCACUUAACUUUAUUCUUUCUUCUACCAACAUGAUGCGUAUAACUAGAAUCACAGAUUUUCUGUGCACUCUUCGUUUAAUCAAUCAUAUACAUAAUUCAUCAAA
Messenger RNA from Capsella rubella, 666 nucleotides. RefSeq lists its product as uncharacterized. The transcript is spliced from 2 exons. NCBI's taxonomy places the organism in Eukaryota, Viridiplantae, Streptophyta, Magnoliopsida, Brassicales, Brassicaceae. The record is from RefSeq and is a predicted model, not a curated record. The coding region runs from base 250 to 570 and encodes 106 amino acids.